Branchiostoma floridae (Florida lancelet) is the source of this 2648-nucleotide messenger RNA. RefSeq names its product histidine N-acetyltransferase-like. The transcript is spliced from 4 exons. Gene Ontology annotation, molecular function: acyltransferase activity, transferring groups other than amino-acyl groups. Bases 1354 to 2316 code for a protein of 320 amino acids. Lineage: Eukaryota; Metazoa; Chordata; Leptocardii; Amphioxiformes; Branchiostomatidae. The record is from RefSeq and is a predicted model, not a curated record.
GUGGUGGUGGAGUGGGGUAGAGGGAUUCCUUCGAAUUCGCAGACCUUCUAGGUGCGACCGGCGUUUAUGCUUUGAGUUGCACGAGUACUUUUGAACAUGGGUCAAAGUGGAUGAAAAGGGUAAGUAAUGCCGGGGUACAGGAGACUGAUGGCGAAUUCGGCCUUGUGACAUUUGCCUACCACAGUGUUCCCGGGGUUCUGCGAAUCACAGGAUUAUGUUGUUUAGAUUACAUGACGUCACCAUGACGCGGAUCUUGUUGACAAGUACACAACUCUACAUGAAGGAUAACUGUUUUGUGAAAGUAGAUUUAUAAUUCGCUCUCAUCCUAAAUCUGGGAGUUAAAGAUGAUUGAGUGACACGUACUAUUUUGAUAUACAAAUGUUUACGGGUUUCCCUCAGUCUUCGUCAAACAGUGGAUAGGAAUGUUUAUGGCGAACACUUUUGCCAACAAGCCUUGUAAUAAUUCACACACCGCUAAUCAGUGAAAACUGUGUACAAGGAGCGUAGAAUAAUGUUAAUGAAUGAAUUAAUCAGUGUAGACCGUACAUAUUUACCCACUGUUCGCUAUAUUUAUCAACCUGACAAUCACUGAUCAAUCUGGGUGAUUUUGUUUGAUGGACUGUAGUGAAAGUGGGAAACACUCUGAAGUUGGACAGUUUUUUGAGUAACGUCAAUGUCAAAGAACAAUAUGAAUAUUUGAGUCAGAAUAACAGUUCGGCCCCAUGUAAUAUCGCUGGCAGACUAACUAGUCACACCAGCACGAUUUAAAUAGCUCUUGCAAUUCAAACAACAGGAGCUAAUUAACUCAUUUGCAUCAACAAAUUAACUUGUCUCAUUCUUGGUUUCUUUGGACUACUAAAAUUGUCCUCCUUCCCUUUUUGCAUAUAACUCGUACUGUCAACCUGUCAUAGACUCCAACUUUCAGUUGCUCUAGGAACUGCUUUUUGGCGUAUCUUAUUAUCAGGAUGACGAACCAUCCAUCGACGAGCUUCAUCAGCAGUGUUAUACAGCAUCUUAUCUUACUAUCUUAUGAAAUAUGAGGAUUCUUGGAGCAGGGAAACAAAAGAAAUAAAUGUGCCAACUCACGGCACAUCCUGCGGUGAUCCGAGUUCACUGACGAGUGAAGCGGACGUUUCUGGGAAAGGCCCCCGGCCGUGUGAUCAUCUCUUUCUGACGUCAUAGUUAGUGACAAAACUUAAAAGGCCAACAGGGCCGGAUCCUCAGUCUUCAGUGAUAUUUAGGUGCCAUCGGCUGUCAACACCUCGUCAAGUCUCUGAAGGAGAAAAUCAUUUUCAACAAGUGACUCUAAAAAUCACUAGAAAACCGCGAGGAAGAGAUUGUAGUGACGUCACCAUGCCCGUGGACUGUCUCGAGUUUCGCCUGGCGACCCAUGACGAUUUCGACGAAGUUGUGCGCAUGUCAGAAGGAGUUUACGGCGGGUUGGACUACCUGCCGUCCCACUAUCACACCUUCAUAGACGACCCGUACAGACUGGUCGUACUGGCGGAGAUGGACGGUCAAAUUGUGGGGCUGUCUUCCGCCUUUAUCGUUGACGGAGGCGAGGUGUACAUAGAGAAGGCGCUGCGCGUGGCGGAGUCGUGCCGCGGGUUGGGCAUCAGCCGCCGCCUGACCGAGCACGUGGACCGGGCGGUGCGGGCACGCUUCCCGGCGGUGGAACGCAAGAGGAAGCUGGUUGUCGACGCCGGGAAGGUCGAGUCCUUGAAGAAAAAGGGAAUGGAUGUUGUUUGUCAUCUGCAAACGAUUUCCUUCGCGGACGAGCCACACACCCGAGACAGCCAACGCGCAUGUGCCGUACGAGCGGCAAACAACCUUCCGGACUUUCCGACUCUUCCCGAACUCCGCCGAAUUCACGAAGACGAUCUCCAUUCGGUUCUCCACCCCGAAGUUUCACGAAACCUACUCGCCAACGGACUCAUGAGUGGGCGGUGGGACCCACUAAACUUCUGCGAAGAAAACUUUCUGUACAUGCUGAACAACGGUUAUUCUCUAUUCGCAGACGACACAAAGCCGUUUGCAGAGAGCUUUAGUUUUGGAAAAUGUUUUCCAGUUCCGUCAGGAGUGCAGUAUUUUGUGGACCUUCAUGUAUCCGAGGAAAGACACCUGAAAGCUCACCUAUUGAAACACUUUGUUGAGAUGUGUAGGUGUGACACACAGCUGCCUGUCUACCUAACAGUGUCCGUCACAAAUAAAGCCAUGGUAACGGCGGCGGAAACAUUUUGUUCGGAAAUCCUCUGUUUGCGCCAGUUUGACUUGCCCCAUGCUAGUCUCGGAGUAGUGGUAGAAGGAAAACUAUGAUAUUACUCGGCCUGUUAAUGUUAGAUGAAUUCAGAGGUCAUGAUUUUCUAAAUAUAGGCAUAUGUGUAAUUGCGCUUUUGCAUGGUGCAUCCUUGAACAAGAAUAUGUCUAUAUAAAGCUAAAAGAAUCAUGAACUCAGGGAAAACAAAGUAACUUGCCAUAAGCAAUUUUUUAAAUUGUGAUAGAGAACGGCGAGAGAAAAUGUCAUCAAAGAAACAAAUACUUGUUAAAGAUGGUCGAAAGGGAAAUCAUAUACUUUAUCAAUUAUGUCAAACUAUAGCCGUAUAGAUUUAUGGCUGAAAGUUUUGAGCUAUCAUUACGCAAGUUCAUAC